Amaranthus tricolor (Joseph's coat) is the source of this 1265-nucleotide messenger RNA. RefSeq lists its product as uncharacterized. NCBI's taxonomy places the organism in Eukaryota, Viridiplantae, Streptophyta, Magnoliopsida, Caryophyllales, Amaranthaceae. Bases 124 to 894 code for a protein of 256 amino acids. The transcript has 3 exons. The record is from RefSeq and is a predicted model, not a curated record. Gene Ontology annotation, cellular component: mitochondrial matrix.
UGUAGCCGUAGAGUCUAGACUAUGGAAAGAGUAUCAUUUCUCUUCUUGAACCCUAAACCCUCUGUACUUCCCUUAAACCCUGAAAAAUUCUCCUCUGUCUAGAUUUACCCCCAAAUUUCAACAAUGGCUUUCACUGCAAUUCUUCGAAGAUCUACAAGAAACGCUUUCCCUCUCGUUUCUCGUGUAAUCGGAACUCAAAUUCAAUCUUCCGCCGCCGUUAAACGUGCAGCCUUUUCUCCUCCUUUUGUCCGUCCUACAGUUUUCUAUUCUUCCCGCCAUUUCUCUUCGGAUGUUGCAGCUGCUCAUACUUCUGAUAACGAGCUUCUUGAAGUUCUUCAAAGUGAAAUUAGCAUUUUUGAGGAUUAUCAUGGUCAUGUUAAGACUGUAGAGCCUCCCAGCGGCUUCCCUUUCAAAAUCAAGGACAAUGUUGGAGAACAGAUCAUUACUCUAACAAGAGAAAACAAGGGUGAAACCAUAACAGUUGAAGUUUCAAUGCCGAGUCUCGUAACCGGUGACUACGAAGAAGAAUCAGGUAGCGAGGAUGGUGAGGAUGACGAGAAGUUAAGAACCUCCAGGCCCUCAACUGUACCACUUUUGGUAACUGUGCAAAAAAAGAAUGGACAAUCUCUGGAAUUUGAUUGCAUUGCUUAUGUUGAUGAAAUUGUUAUCGACAAUCUCGCACUCAAAAAUUCUGAAAUAAACGAACAAAUUGCAUACGAUGGCCCAAAUUUCAUAGAUUUGGAUGAAAAUCUGCAAAAGGCAUUCCACGAGUAUCUUGAGAGCAAGGGUAUCAAGCCAAGCAACACAAACUUUUUGCAUGAAUACAUGGUCGAGAAGGAUAACAAGGAGUAUCUUAGGUGGCUCAAAGACGUUAAGAAGUUCGUUGCAGCAUAAGUUUUGUCAUCAGCCUUCUUUGAUCAAGAAAUAGCCGAGUGAACUGUUUGUCGAGUUUUCGGGUAGCUCGAGGAUUUGUCGAGUUAUAAGUUGGGUCACCAGACCUCUUUGGUGAAGAAAUAGCUGAACGUACUUUCUCUGUAAGCAAGUUUUUGGUGGCAAUUUCAAAUUCAUUGUUGAUGAUAUUGAUAGUAGCUUUCCAAGCUUCUAGUGUUGAUGGAUGUUGCUACUUGCUACUGAUUACAGAGUACAGAGUGUAAACAGUAAACUAAUUGCCUUGAAAAGCUCAUUUCAUUUUUGGUUUCUCCCCUUAUUUCUUUCAUCAAAAAUCAAAAUAAGGUUAAUAAGUUUUUUUGGUUGUUUUGGCUGAA